Molecule: messenger RNA, 2732 nt
Organism: Nematostella vectensis (starlet sea anemone)
Lineage: Eukaryota; Metazoa; Cnidaria; Anthozoa; Actiniaria; Edwardsiidae
Exons: 1
Coding region: 328-2232 (634 amino acids)
Source: RefSeq, a predicted model, not a curated record
CAUGCUUACGGCGGUAUGAUACCCUAAAAUUUACCAAAUUUGAAUUAAUUGUGAAAAAAAAUAUUUUCGUCUCAAAGUUACCGUUAUUUAUCCUUGAAAUGUAUGCCCUAGUGUAAUUUAAAUGAAAAUAUAUUUUUUCCUAUAGUAUUCAGCUUUUAAAAAAUGUUGGCGAGCCGUUGCUAGGGGCAACCGGUCUGUUUGCAAUUUGUUUUGAUCUAGAAGUCGGAUUUCAAAGGGCCUAUUUCGAUGGGGUUUUCGAUUUUCUCUUGUUUGGGUUCCCUGUGUUUUAUCCACGUGACUGAAUAGAUCACUAACAAGAGAGUUUACAUGCAGUACCUUCCUAAAUAUCGAUCUUCACAUUUCAACAUCAAAUCAAAAUACAACCUUCCAUUUUACUCUUCAAAUAUGCCUAAAUUCGCUAACCAGAGACGCAAAAAGCGGCGUUUUUGUGGGAACCGCUUUUCAGGAAGUCUCAAUUUAGAGGAAAGCGAGUAUAAGAGAGUUGAAAACAGUCCUAAUGAGUCGGAAAACGAACCGAGUUGUUCGACUGACAUGGAGCCUGUUCAAGAAGGCAAUCCUGCAAAAUCUGCUUCUUUUCGAAAGCUUUCGAAAACCGCUGUCGAGGCAGAUACAGUGCCUAAACCUUCCCAAUCCACUGCAAAGGUAUCUGAUGCUAAGGUGACCGGGUAUCGUUUCGUGGAUAUGGACAUUCUUAGCAAUAUUUUCGCUUUGCUACGAUGUGGUGACUGUGGCGAGUUCUGCCUCGUGCUCGGGGAAGACGAGCACAACCGGAAGGGUUGUGCCUCGAAGCUACGUCUAACCUGCCAGAACUGUGACUGGAAGCAUAUCACUUAUACUUCGAAAGUUCAAGGGCAAAGUUAUGAAGUUAAUCGCAGACUGGUUUACAUCAUGAGAACACUCGGAAAGGGACAUACUGGAGCCAGAAAGUUAUGUUUACUUAUGAACAUGCCGCCACCACCUACUGCGAGGGCAUUCACUAAAAACUCGCGCACACUGCUGAAGCAUGUAAAGGAAAUUGCAACCAAAAGUAUGGGUGAUUCUGCAAAAGAGCUUAAAGCAGAUACAUCGGAUGGGCCAACCAAUUGCGGUGCUUCAUUCGAUGGCACCUGGCAGAGAAGGGGCUUUUCAUCUCUGAAUGGCUGUGUCACCGGCAUCUCUAUUGACACAGGGAAAGUUCUCGAUGUAGAGGCCCUUACGGUGUCCUGCAAACAAUGCAAGCUGCAUGAUCAUCUAGAUAAGGAUAGCGAGGAAUACAGUUUGUGGAAGGCAGAUCACAACGACUGCAAGGCCAACUUCAGGGGUUCCGCACCUGCUAUGGAGCCUGAGGGUGUACAGCGAAUCUUUAAUCGUUCUGUAGAGACCCACAAUAUCCGUUACACUGAAUAUUAUGGUGAUGGCGAUUGCAAAAGCUUUAAUAGAGUUGAGAAAGUCUAUGAGGCUGACAAUAUUAUAGUUAAGAAAAAGGAGUGUAUUUGGCACGUACAGAAGAGAGUUGGUAACUCCCUUCGAAAACUGAAACGUGACACCCCAGGUCUAGGCGGCAAAGGCAAGCUAACCGAUGCACUCAUUGACAAACUACAGAAUUAUUAUGGCAUUGCCAUACGUUCAAAUGUUGGAAACUUGGAGCAGAUGCGUAAGGCAAUUCAUGCUAGUCUUAUGCAUUGUGCUUCUAAUGAAGCCAGAGUGCUGCAUGACCACUGCCCGACUGGAAGCACAAGCUGGUGUAAAUAUCAGAAAGACAAAGCAGACCACACCAAUACAUUUAAGCACAGUGCUGGUCUGCCAUUGGAGAUACUGGCCAAGGUAAAGCCAGUAUAUGUUAGGCUAAGUGAAGCCAGUCUGCUGGAGAAAUGCCUACAUGGCAAAACACAGAACCAGAAUGAGAGUUUGAAUGCAAUGAUUUGGCAGCAAGUGCCCAAGGAGGUGCAUGUCGGCAGGGAUAUUCUGGAAUUGGGCUUGUAUGAUGCUGUAUGUCAUUUUAACAUGGGGUACAGCUCUGUACUAAGACUGUUGGAAGCCCUCAAAAUCCCUGCCGGCAAAUAUACGGAAGCAGGCUGUGGCCUUGAGGAUACUUCUAGAGUUCGGCUUGCAGAGUAUAAAAGUAAGGAGGCAUCUAAAAGAAAGAGAAAGGUCCUGAGAGGCAAAAGAAAAAAGAAAGAGGACAAGAAGAAGCAAGCUGAGGGCUCUCUGUAUGAUCCUGGUGGAUUUUAGAAAGUAUGAUCUGAACACUGCCCUCAUAUUAUGAAUUUACACAUUUACGUUAUCUUUAACUUGAGAUUUCUCAAAUUGUGAGAUUUCCGUAUAUUAGUAAUACUCUAACAGUGAUAUCUUCCAGAGAAUUUGUUGGAAUUGGCUAUUUUUUUCAGGGGAUGUGCAGUAUAUGUAUUCUUAUACAAAGACCUAAAGGAUAAACAUUUGCUUUAAAUCUCAAAUUGAAAAUAAUUUUCAAACCUGACAAACAAAUAUCCAAAUAUUAGUUUCUGACAAAAUAUUCCUCUAAUUUGAAAAAUAUCACCAGGGUAAUUUCUAUACUUCAUUGUAUGCAUAUGUUGUAGUAGAAGAUUUCCUAAAAGUUUGGUGGCUAUUGAUAAAAAAAUAAAGGAGUUAUCACUGUAAGACUGGAUACCAUGAUUUCGGGGUAAUUAAGCCCCCCUGGUUGCCAUAGCAACGCAAUGUUUUGUCAAGUAUGUCAAUAAAUUUAUCUGAUCACA